CUUCAUGACCCUACCUAUUCAUUUGACUGAUUCGUUUCAGGCUCGCAACGUCCUUUUCGUCCUUUUCAUCCUUUUUCAUCCUUUCACGCGUCUUCGUCUUAGUCCUUCGUCAACUUGACCAUGCUGACUUGAUCAACCCUCACUUGAACCGUGCUAUUUGGAGAACAGGCGAUAGUUUACUGUUUACGUAUGCAGACUAUGACCUCGGCACAGUGAAGUCAUAGUCAUCCACCAUCGACCAUUUCAACGACCUGUGAGAGUUACGUUAUGUUACUUUUGUCUUGAACAGCAACAUGGCUUCUGAAAAGCCUUCGGUCACGUUACCCUCUUCCAAUCAGACUGCACGCCAUGUUAGUCCUUCGCCUCAGGGUCUUAGGCAACGCCCCUUGGGCAGAGCAACGACAUUUGCAGAAGGUCAUACACCACUGAACCGUCGUCCCAGUUCUUUUAUCUCAGAGACUUUGUCGGAGACGAGAAGGUCCCUACGGUCUUCCACUGAUGACAUUUUUCUCCCUAGAGCAAAGGGACAGGAUGACCUUCAGGACAAUGAAGACAAUACUCACUGGCAAUCCGCGCCUCUAGUGCUCGCACUUCUUCCCGCCGUGGGUGGCAUGUUCUUCACCAAUGGCAGUGCCUUCAUCACAGAUGUUACCCUACUCGCCCUAGCCGCCAUCUUCAUGAACUGGGCUUUAAGAUCGCCAUGGGACUGGUAUCGUGCUGCUCAAGCCUCCGUCAUUGUCGAGCCGACCUCACCCUCGAUAUUCUCUCCCAUUGAAGAGGACAGCGAGCACGAACUCCGCACAGACGGGGCGACUUCUGCAGUCUCUGACCAACCCACAGCCAAAGUACGCCCAGCCCUUCAAAUCAACACUCAUCAAAGAGCCGAUGCGUCGGCUGCCCAAAGGGAACUCCGAUUUCAUGAAUUAAUUGCUUUGUUCUGCUGCUUCGCCUGUCCUUUGAUGGCCGCGUGGCUUCUGCAUACCAUCAGGUCUCAGUUGACACGGCCAUCGGAAGGAUUGGUCUCAGACUAUAACCUCACCAUCUUCAUUCUUGUGGCUGAAGUUCGCCCCUCAGCUCACCUGAUCAAGUUGAUUCAACGAAGAACCUUGUCGGUACAGAGACGGGUUCACGUUGAUAGUCUAUUCGACUCUAAGAGGGCCGAGAGACAACAGCUACGCGAAUUAUCCAGCCGACUUGAGGAGCUAGAGGCACAUGUAGCCAACCGCAUUGCUGGAACUGAUCCUCAAAAUGUCUCCAACAGCGAAGACCUUGCCGCCAAAGCCUCUGCACUAGCCACAUCAGAUGUCAAGAAGACAGUGCAACCUGAACUUGAUGCCCUCAAUCGGGCGAUGCGGAGAUACGAGAAACGAAUCACCAUCUCCUCAGUUCAAGUCGAGGCAAGGCUGCAAGACCUAGAAGGUAGGUUGAACGAUGUGGUUGCGCUUGCAGCUGCGGCUCAACGCCACGCUGACCGCAAAUCGGACAAUUAUGCCAACACUCUUUUCAACUGGGUGUGUGCCACUGUGGUGGUGCCUGUGCAAUGGGCGGUGUAUGUUUCAAGUAUACCGGGCAAGGUUUUGUCCAGUGCAACAUCAAGCUUGGGGACGUUCUUUAGCAAGACAGCACCUAAAGAUGCCAAGGCAUCUGCAUCGAGAGAGCAACGCUCAUCACGGAAAGGCACGUCGAGUCGGAAUGGGGAAAGAGAAAGAGAGCGAGAACGAGAGCGAAGAGUGAAAUAGCGAUUCUGAUACCCUCUUGAUGCUGAUACCCGCAGGCGAAUGAUUGGCUUCCUUUGUCAUUGGUUAUUAAGGUACCUACCUAUCAAGAUCUGGCGAGUUCCGUAACGAGUUUUAUAUAUUUCGGACUUGUAUGAAGAUACCCUACCUUAUCAAGGCGAUCUAUAUAUGUAGUAAUGACAAA
Messenger RNA from Exophiala mesophila, 1920 nucleotides. RefSeq lists its product as uncharacterized. The transcript has 2 exons. NCBI's taxonomy places the organism in Eukaryota, Fungi, Ascomycota, Eurotiomycetes, Chaetothyriales, Herpotrichiellaceae. The record is from RefSeq and is a predicted model, not a curated record. Bases 294 to 1739 code for a protein of 481 amino acids.